AUGGGUGAGAAAGAGAAAGAAAGAGCACAACAACGCAGCAGCUGAGCACGUUCGUGUCGUGAAAAGGAAACAGAGCUUGUUUCGUCAGACAAGCCAGUUUCGGAAACUAGUGUCCGUGCGUCUAUUUGCGUGUCUGCGUGUGUGUGUCUGCCCUGUCUGCCCGCGUGCCUGAGCAACCAAUGGUGUCGAAGACCAUCACAGAGAAGGAGAAGGUGUACAUGAACGACAAGUUCUUCCACUUUCUUGAUGAAAUCUACAACUUGAAGGACGCCAGCGGGAACGAGUUUUCCUACGCCUUCCACGCGUUGCCCCUCCGGGCAAACAUCGAGUACUACAAGGUCAUCAAGGUGCCGAUGUCGUACUCCAAAAUCAAAAUGGCCUCCAAACACAAACGCUACACCCAUCCGCAGGCGUUCAUCAACGACCUGGUGCAGAUUUCUUGGAACGCCCGUUUCUUCAACGAAGAGACCUCCGACUACUACAAGUUUGCCAUGAUCUUGGACAGCUUCAUCCGCGAGACCGUUAUCCCAACGCUCGUCGGCGACAAGAACAUCUACAAGCACGACGAGAUCUUCUACCCAAACCUCGGCCCUCUUCCGAACGAGCCCCAGAGCAACGCAGGCAACGCAAGCAACGCCAAGGAAGCAGCCAAAAAUGCUUCCGCUACUGGUGCUUCCUCCGCCACAGCUGCUGCCGCCUCCACGAAUGCAGCAUCCACUCCCGCUGCAGAGGACGAGGAGGACGAGGAGUACAAGGAAGAAGAGGUGAAGCAGGAAGAACGCCGCUACACCCAUGAACCAGAGACGGACUAUAGGGCCAUAACGAACCAGUCGUACAACCCAAAUACAUACGUCGCCACCAUUGAAGACACAGGAAAGUCACACAUAUACACGCCACCAAAACCCAUCACAAACCCGUCGCCAAACAGGCAGGUUUUAGAACAGUGGGUCAAGCGUGGAAGACCGCCAAUCGUCGACAAGCCCCACGAGCAAAGAAUCAAGUCCAUCAUGAGAGGCCUCAAGAAGAUAAAGGUUGGAAACAAGACAAUAGUGUCCUUUUGGGACAAGUUGCCAAGCCAGCAGGAACACCCAGACUAUUUGCGGAUCGUUAAGGAUCCAAUCUCCAUGUUGGACAUUAAGAGCUUGAUCAAGCAGAGAUACUACAAGACAGUGGAUGCCUACGUUUCGGACGUGUUCAAGCUUAUCAACAACAACAGAAAUUACUUUGUUCAUGACGAGUUCAUCAAAAACAACUUGAACAUCUUGGAAACAAACAUAUCGAGGUUAUACCAAAUAGAGAUGUCCAAGCCGGACGUCGAAUACAUGUCUGGUCAGCAGACCAGUAGAUUCCCACUAUCUCAAGUGGUAUUCAAUAAUAGAACUUACAAGGUCGGUAACUGGGUUUUAAUCGCCAAUCCCAACGAUUCAAUGCGUCCGACAGUGGGUCAGAUCUUCAGGUUAUGGCAGCAGGAAGAUGGUGAGAUGUGCAUGAACGUGUGUUGGUACUACCGCCCAGAAUGGACUGUUCACAGAGUUGAUAGGUUGUUUCUCGACAACGAGGUCGUCAAGACUGGUCAGUAUAGAGACCACCUUGUUUCAGAGAUCCUUGGUCCAUGUUAUGUUGCCUACUUCACAAGAUGGCUAAAGGGAGACCCAGGUAUCCCCUUUGAAGGCCCACUUUUUGUGUGUGAGUUCCGAUAUAACGAUAGGGAAAACACUUUUGCGAAAAUUAGAACGUGGAAGGCGUGUUUACCUGAUGAAGUUCGACAUCUCGAGGACCCUAUCAAACCGUUAACCUCCAAUAGAGUCUUGAAGAAGUAUCCAUCUCCUAUUAAAAACCUUUUGGCACCAGGUUCGACACCAAAUAGUCCAAUUCCACAACCAAUUAUCUUAAACCUGAACUCUCCUCCUCUGGUUGGUGCGGUAUAUGUGCCAAGACCAAACGAUGAAGUUGAUCUUCACUAUUUUGACGGUACCUUAUCUGAAUCACAGUGUAAGAGUUAUGUUCCACCAACCACUAACAUUCGUAUCCCAUCUUCAGCAUUGAUUGAUAAUUACAAUAGUGGCGAUGGUCACGAAUCCACUCCUGAAACACAAUUAGGAGGCGACUUCAAUGGAAAUGGAAUGGGUAUCAUGGGUCAUGGCCAUAACUAUAAUGGGAACCACAACAGUCUAAAUAACGGUAUCAACAGCAACAAUCCAGUCAACAAACUUAUGGGCAACCCAUCGUUCAUGACUAUUCCUGCCAACCCAAUGGCCGGUAGUUUAAAAAGAACAAACAAUUCAAUGUCCAGCAUGACUUCGUUCAAGGCAUACACCAAACCAACAAUGAAUUUAAAUGUGUCUCAUGUGUAUCCUGGAUCUCAUAAAAUUAUUAAAUCGCCAUACAAUUUGGGCACUUACUCGUUUUCACAAUAUCAUUCGCCAUCUCCUUCAUUCACGUAUGUUAGGUAUAACGGACAAGAGGAGAAUUUGCAAGAAAUGGUGAAGGCCUCAUAUGCCGGGGUCGACAGGCACAAUUUUGAACGGAUCAACAACAUUGUAAAACAGCAGCAGCACAAUAUGGGAUCUUUCAAUGACGCGUUGGCUGGCGGUAGCCCGCUUGCAGGAAAUCCAGGUAAAAGCGGGAACGUCGAUAAGCAUGCGUUGCUUUGGUUCAGAGGUCCACCGUUGAAGAUUGUAGACCGGAUUUUGGGAGACGAAGUUUACGAUAGUAGGAAAGGAUCCAUCGGCGUGAAGAGAAUUAGAUGUGGCCAUAGUGCUGAAUACAUUGCUUGGAAGAUGAAGAAGCAGAAGCAAUGAAGUGGUGUUACGAUCUUUUCUUGAUGUUUUUAUAGUUGUUGUAUUACAGUGUAUAUGUAGUUUUAAGUUUUUUUUUUAAAAGAAAAAAAAAGAAAAAUUGAAAGCUUUUUUUUAAGUUAAGGGUAUCUUUGUUGGUGAUUAUAAACUACUAUAACAGUGUUACUUGAAGGAGAGGAUUGUAGAAAAUAGAAUCAAGUAAAGAAAGUAAAAGAAAGUAAAUGAACGCGUUGGAUAAUAAAUGAAUAUCCAUAUACAGAGAAAAACAACUAAAUGUAAUUUAUGAUGAUGCAAAUUCUAAC
Messenger RNA from Pichia membranifaciens NRRL Y-2026, 3100 nucleotides. RefSeq lists its product as hypothetical. Gene Ontology annotation, biological process: chromatin remodeling. NCBI's taxonomy places the organism in Eukaryota, Fungi, Ascomycota, Pichiomycetes, Pichiales, Pichiaceae. The transcript has a single exon. The coding region runs from base 180 to 2801 and encodes 873 amino acids. Gene Ontology annotation, molecular function: chromatin binding; protein binding. Gene Ontology annotation, cellular component: RSC-type complex. The record is from RefSeq and is a predicted model, not a curated record.